This is a messenger RNA of Poeciliopsis prolifica (blackstripe livebearer), 2297 nucleotides long. It is a transcript of the gene ppp2r3c, whose product is annotated as protein phosphatase 2, regulatory subunit B'', gamma. NCBI's taxonomy places the organism in Eukaryota, Metazoa, Chordata, Actinopteri, Cyprinodontiformes, Poeciliidae. The record is from RefSeq and is a predicted model, not a curated record. Gene Ontology annotation, cellular component: spindle; centrosome. Bases 103 to 1476 code for a protein of 457 amino acids. Gene Ontology annotation, biological process: B cell homeostasis; cortical cytoskeleton organization; positive regulation of B cell differentiation. The transcript has 13 exons.
AGCCAGUUUUGUUGUUUGUGUCCGUGUCUGUUUAGUGAGUUACUGAUUAUUCAUUUCGGUUUUAAUGAAUAAAACUUAUUCAUUUUAAUCUUUGGUGCCGGCAUGGCUAAAGAGGAAAACACACAUUGGUCGGAGGUUCUGAAAAGGAGGCUGGCUGGCUUAAAAAAAGACUCGAGGAACGAAGAGGAGAAGAAAGCAGAAGAGACGGAACUUUUCACCAAGUAUUACUCGGAAUGGAGAAGCGGAGUGGAAACAGAUGAGUCCUAUAAGACCAUCCCACGGUUCUAUUAUAAGCUUCCGGCAGAAGAUGAAGUUCUGCUGCAGAAACUGAGAGAAGAAUCCAGAGCUGUCUUCCUGCAGAGAAAAAGCAGAGAGCUGCUGGAUAAUGAAGAACUUCAGAAUCUGUGGUUUCUGCUUGAUAAGCAUCAGGUCCCGCCAGUAAGUGGUGAUGAGGCGAUGAUCAACUAUGAAGCCUACCUUCAAGUAGGGGAAAAGGCCGGGCCAAAGUGCAGGAAUUUUUUUACAGCAAGAGUGUACGCCAAGCUGCUCAGCAGUGACCCAUAUGGCCGAAUAUCCAUCAUGCAGUUCUUUAACUAUGUCAUGAGGAAAGUGUGGUUGCAUCAAACCCGAAUCGGUCUGAGUCUGUAUGACGUGGCGGGACAAGGCUACCUCAGGGAGUCCGAUCUGGAGAACUAUAUCCUGGAACUGAUUCCCACUCUGCCCCAGCUAGACGGAUUGGAGAAGUCCUUUUACUCUUUCUACGUCUGCACAGCUGUUCGCAAGUUUUUUUUCUUCCUCGAUCCGCUCCGCACCGGAAAGAUUAAAAUCCAGGAUAUUUUGGCCUGCAGUUUCCUGGAUGACUUGUUAGAGUUGAGAGAUGAGGAGUUAUCUAAAGAAAGCCAGGAGUCCAACUGGUUCUCAGCUCCGUCGGCUCUCAGAGUCUAUGGCCAGUACCUGAACCUGGACAAAGAUCAUAACGGUAUGCUGAGCAAAGAAGAACUGUCCCGCUAUGGCACGGCCACCCUCACUUCAGUAUUCCUGGACCGGGUGUUUCAGGAAUGUCUCACCUAUGAUGGAGAAAUGGACUAUAAGACCUAUCUGGACUUUGUACUGGCUCUGGAAAAUCGGAAGGAGCCUGCAGCACUGCAGUAUAUUUUUAAACUUCUGGAUAUGGAGAAUCAAGGAUACCUCAACGUCUUCUCCCUGAACUACUUUUUUAGGUCCAUUCAGGAGCAGAUGAAGCUGCACAGUCAGGAGCCUGUUUCCUUCCAGGAUGUGAAGGAUGAAAUCUUUGACAUGGUGAAGCCUAAAGACCCCUACAAGAUCACUCUCCAGGAUUUGGUGAACAGCUGCCAGGGAGACACAGUGGUCAGCAUCCUGAUCGACCUCAACGGAUUCUGGACCUACGAAAACAGAGAGGUGCUGGUUGCCAACGACACCGACGGCAGCAAUAUGGUUGACGUUGACGACACUUGAAGAGAAUCUUGACAUAUACUGGCGGCAGCAGAACUGCUACACCUCUUUUAUUUUUUUAUGGAGACUGGUUUACAGAGAAGAGGGUUGUGUAAAAAAGACGAAAAAAUCAUUUGUAUAAAGUUAUUCUCAAAUCACACUCAGUUCAGUUGUGUUUAGUGUCCUCAUCCAGGUUGAUUACGUAAACCACCUUUUUUUUGAACUGCUGAAACAUUACCAGUGGUUUUGCUUAUUUAUUAUUUUCAUAUUAAGCUCAGUGGUGAAAAGUACUGAUCAGAUCAGAAGUUUCUAUUCCCCCCUCAAUCACAUUAACGUCAAAAUAACUCUGGUGUUUUAAUAAUGCACUUUCAUCAUGAUUUUAUUACCAGUGCUGUAAACAUUCCUCUCAAGAUUUUGCUUCAUAUUGUUAUGAUGGAUCAAUUGCUGCAUGUCGGUGAUGGGAAUUGCUCUAAUGGACUGAGAAGCAGUGAGUAUGACCCAUAGUGACCUUACUGAGUUUGAGCUUAAUGGUUGGGUGCUUUAUCCUGCGGGAAGAAGCCACUAGGAAGCUAAAGUCUGGUUUAAAGCAGGAGUUUGCAACCUAUGGCUCACAAAGCAAAAAAAAUAUGUUUUUGAUUAUGGAUCCUUUAAGAAAUUGUCAUUUUAGGAGUUUUUCCUUAAGUUGUUCUGCAAAAUUUGCUCUUAAUAUCUACAACAGGCUUUUAAAAGUAAACAGCUUCAAACUAUGCUUUCAAUUUUUCUUCAUUUUUCUAUUUCUUUUGUUAUGGAGGAUUUGUUUUGCUUGAAGUCUAAAAAUGGAAAUAAAUUCUGAUGCUCAGUGUGUA